AAGCGAAAAAAAGGCCGGCCGUCGCGUUCGUUGGAGUCCCUUCACCCAAUUUCAAAACCCACCCUCUCCCCCCACCCUCCGCUCCACUCCCCACCUCAUCCGAUGGCCACCGCCGCCGUCGACCCGGGAGAAUCGACGCCGGCCACCGCCGCGACGCCGCGCGCCGGCCCCGCUCGGCCGGAUCCCGCGCGCCGCCCUCCCGUCACCCCGCGCGAGCUAGGGUUUACGCCGUUCCGCGACCCCCCUCCCCCUCCUCCUCAAGAAGAAGAGGGGGCGCUGCCGAACUCGCCGGAGGGGAAAAUUCAGGCGCCUGAGUGCAAACCUCUUGCCGGAUCUCAAGCUGUUGCACAAACCGAGGGCGUGAGGACACCUGCAAGUUUGGUUAAGAGCACCCAUGAAGCUUUGGGGCAAGAAGCAUUCACUGAUGAACAGCAUGAGCAGUUGGAUGCACAGAUACUAGUCAAUGCAGAUCUUAGCCAGGGAAAGCCACUAGCAAAGGCCGCCGUACGCCCCGCACGCGACUCUCCUCCUCUAGAGGGAGCACUGCCAAAUUCACCAGAGGAGGUUCAGACCCCUGAGUGCAAACCUUAUGCCAGAUCUCAAGCUCUUCCAGAAACUGUGGUAACCCCUCCCCUCCCAUCUCUGUAUGCAUGCACAGAUCAUGUGCAUCCAGCUGUGUUUACUCAUGCUUCACUUCCCUCCCACAUGCAUGUGAGGACACCUGUAAGUUGGGUUAAGAGCACCCGUGAAGCUUUGACGCAUAAAGCAUUCGCCUGUGAACUCCAUGCACAGCUGGAUGCACAGAUACUAGUCAAUCCAGAUCUUAGCCAGGGAAAACCACUAGCAAAGUCCGCCCUACGCCCCGUGCGCAACCCUCCUCUAGAACGAGCACUGACAAAUUCAUCAGAGGAGAUUCAGACUCCUGAAUGGAAACCUUAUGCCGGAUCUCAAGCUGUUCCAGAUACAGAGGGUGUGAGGACACCUGGAAGUUCGCUUAAGAACACCUGUGAAGCUUUGGCGCAUGAAGCAUUCACCGAUGAACAGCAUGCGCAGUUGUAUGCACAUAUAUUAAUAACUGCGGAUCUUAAACAGGGAAAACCACCAUCAAAGGCAGCCAUGCUUCUGGCCUUUGGACAACCUGUGGAGGGUCAGAAACAUGCAUGGGAGGAGGUUUGGCGUGCUGCUGUUGACAGAUACCAGAACCAAAUGUCACCACUGGGCUUUGAGACACCUUUUAGUUCCCAGAAUGGCCCGUUAGAACCAUCUCCUAACAGCAUGAGGAAUCUUGAGGAGUUUGAGCUGAAGGAGGCGCAUUCAGAGCUCGAUGAUGCACAGACUAGCAAAUGGCAGAACCAGAAGUCACCAGUGACUGGCUUUGAGACACCCAUCAAGUCUGUGAUAGGUAAUUGCACAGCUCAAGGUUUGGAUGUUCAGAAUGGUGGAGAGAUUCAGCAGUCAGUCAUUUGUGCUGACAAAGUUGAUCAAGAGCCACCUGAUGACAGAAAGAUAAUGGAUACAAUCUAUGGUGGGCUAGAGUCUGUUUGUGGCAGCACUCCCUUGGAAAGUUCAGAAAGCUCGACGGAACAGGACUCAUGUGUGAAAUGCGGUAAAGAUGGGCAGUUGCUGAAAUGUUCCAGCUGCUUCUUAGCCGCCCAUGCUACCUGUUUUGGUUCAUCGGUGACAUUCGAUGACUCUGGCCAUUUUGAUUGCCCUGUUUGCUAUUGCCGUAAAGCCGCUAAAGCAUUGGAAAAGGCUAAGAAAACAUACUCUGAAGCUAGAAAAAAAUUAUCUGUUUUCUGCAGCGGCUGGAAGCAAUUUUCUAAGGAACACAGUGAGCUGAUGAAUGGCUUUCACACAGCUAAAAAGCAAGGUAACCAUCAGUCUGAAGCAGCUGAGCUAUGUCGCAAGGAUGGAGAGCCUAGUCAUCUGAAAGAAAAUGGUACAAGUGAUGCUUGUCCUGAGAAUGCAGUCACCACAAAGACAACCAUUUUUUCGAGUUCUGAGAAUGCAAAAUCCCAUGGAGACAGCAAUAGCAAUUUGUCUCAUGAAGUGCCAUAUUCAGCUCGGGAUAGAUCCAGUUCUGUUGCAAAUCGCAACAUUGGGGUUGGCAAAGAGAAUUGUCUAAUGAAUUCUCCCAAUUGCAAUUUUCCUGAUAGACUAGGAGCUAUAUCUUCGCGAAACAUAAGCCGCCGCAAAGUAAGCUUUCAAGAAAUGGGGACAGUGGCACCAAAUAGUACUUGGAAAACAUUGAGGUACCAAGAUCAGUUUGUGCAUUCUCCAGCAAGGAAAAGAUAUUAUCCAUACCCACCCGAGCAUUACUACAGUCCCCACACACCAGCUAUGAGGAGUCCCCUGGCGCCAAGUAAAACGCCUUUUACAGGUAAAACACCUUUCACAUCGACAACCGCGAGGCGCAAGAUGAUCUUCUGGACCGAGGCAGAGGAGGUGGCUCUGAGGGAGGCGGUGGCGAAGUUCGCCCCGAAGGGGGAGGCUGCGAAGGAGAAGAGGUCGAUCUCAUGGGUGCGCAUACACGAGUAUUGCAGGGAGUCGAUCCACCCCACCCGCUGCCCGGACGACCUGCGGAAGAAGUGGAACCGCAUGAAGAACAAGCUGGGUGGGUGUCCUGAAGACGGCAGCGUAGGAGGAGACGGCUGCUUCUGAAACACCCCUCCUCAUCUUGCUGUUGUAGGUGGAAGGGAAGAGAAGCGGCCGCGCCCUCGGCGCUCUACCGGCGAAACGUCUCUGCCCUAGAGGCCUGUUUCGCCCUCUGUUGUAUAUGUGGCGCGGCGGCGAUUGUCUGUCUAUAUUUAUGGGGAGUCCAGUGACUCCUCCGAUAUGUGAACCAACAAUGUAUGCAUAUGGUGGCUGGGGAGAGAGGUUUCUGUGAGAUGGAUGUGCAAGGAUGAUGAUUAUGAUGAUGAUGGCAGUUGGUAGGGAGGGGAGCUGCACAGCCACCAUGUGUUGAUGAACUGUAUGAUGGAAGACUUGUGGUCUCAGCUAAUUAAUCUUGCACCAGGAUGGAUUUCCAUGCCUGACUGACUCACAAAAAAUGUUGUUUCCAGCGGCUGUGCUGUGCUGUGCUGGGACUGUUAUAUUGAUGUCUAAUGUUAAUGGACAAUUUGUUGUUCUUCUCCCUUA
Molecule: messenger RNA, 3138 nt
Organism: Triticum aestivum (bread wheat)
Lineage: Eukaryota; Viridiplantae; Streptophyta; Magnoliopsida; Poales; Poaceae
Exons: 15
Coding region: 103-2661 (852 amino acids)
Source: RefSeq, a predicted model, not a curated record